This is a messenger RNA of Nematostella vectensis (starlet sea anemone), 2880 nucleotides long. RefSeq names its product signal recognition particle subunit SRP68. The coding region runs from base 49 to 1890 and encodes 613 amino acids. Gene Ontology annotation, molecular function: endoplasmic reticulum signal sequence receptor activity; 7S RNA binding; signal recognition particle binding. Lineage: Eukaryota; Metazoa; Cnidaria; Anthozoa; Actiniaria; Edwardsiidae. The transcript is spliced from 13 exons. Gene Ontology annotation, cellular component: signal recognition particle, endoplasmic reticulum targeting. Gene Ontology annotation, biological process: SRP-dependent cotranslational protein targeting to membrane. The record is from RefSeq and is a predicted model, not a curated record.
UGGAAACUACGACCAUAAUUCCCUGCGGCUUUUUCUCCGAUUUCCAAGAUGGCGCCCGCCGAAGAAAAGAGCGAACACAUGGUUGUAGAAAACUCUGAAAUUCCAAACGAAAAUGCUACAGGGGAUCCAAACCAACCAAGCGUUAUUACUUUAGAAAUUUUACCUGUGAUUAAAGAAAAUCAGUCACAGCAUGGAUUGCGGCAUGGAGAUUAUCAGCGAUACAGGCAAUAUUGUGCUAGAAGGCUAAGGCGACUUUACAAGACCCUUCAUUUCCAACAUGGCUCAAGACAUGCUUUUAAACCAAAGAAACUCACCAAAGAACUGGUCAAAGAUGUCAAGUUUCUGCACAUUCCUCUGAUGGACACCGAAAGAGCAUGGAGUCAAGCCAUGGAGCUUAAGCUGUUAGCCAAUACUGAGCCAAGAAAAAGAUUCCAUCUGAUUCGACGGCUGCAGAAGGCUUCCAAACAUGCACAGGAUCUUGAGAACUUGUGUGACGGGGACAUGUGUGAUGCAAGAACGAAACUAGAAGCCCAGGCUUAUUCCUCCUACAUGAAGGGAAGUGUAAGCUUUGAGUUACAAAACUGGAAAGAGGCUUUAGAGCUUUUUGGCCGAUCUAGGACCAUCUAUGAGAGGCUAGCUGGAGCAUUCUCUGAGGAGCAGCGAAAUAUGUAUCUACAACGGGUAGAGGAAAUAACACCAAAUAUCCGCUACUGUGCAUAUAACCUCGGGGAGAGUGGCACAGACAUUAAUGAUCUCAUGCAGCUGAGGCAUUGUUCAGCAGGUGGUGUGCAGGACCCAGUACUUGCCGCCAAGAUUGAUGAAGUUCUAGCUCAGACCCGCGAGAAAGAAGCUGGUGCCAUGACAGAGGUUGUGUGGUGCAAUCGCACAAUCCCAGUGAGGAAUGAGAAGGUGCGGGGCUUUAUACUCCAUGCCCAACAGAUGGCUAGAGAGCUUGACCGGGCAGAGGACCUUGACGGGCGCAUGGAGCUGUAUGAGGACUUACUUUUAGAGUGCAAGGAUGCUUUGCAAGCAAUAAAGGAUGACCUCAAAGGAGAUCUGUCUACAGGUAAAAACAGGUCACAGAAGACAGAAGCACAAGUUGCCAACCUUCAGUUUCUUCACACUUACGUUACUUACCUCAAGUUGACCAAGACAAUAGAACGCUACCUUCUGCUUGCGGAAUCCAUGAAGAACCAGCUACCGGCUAACCUGCAGGACACUGCAAACGGGUCAGAGCCUCUUCCAAACAAGAAGCUGACAAAGCCUGAAGACAUGGUCAGGAUUUAUGACAUUAUACUACAGAACUUAUCAGACAUGAGUGAGCUCCACAGUGUGGAAGACGAUCUGGAACUCACUAAAGAGAUUGCUGCUCAGACAUUAGAAUACAAGGCGUACAGAUGUUUUUACAUUGCACACUCAUAUCUCUUGGCCAAGAAAUGGCGUGAGGCUGCUGUGUUGUAUGAUCGUGUGACAAGUCAUGCAAAUUCUGCCAUCAGUCACUUUAGAGAGUGCCAGAACUUCCAAUCACAACAGCAGGCAUCCCGACUACAAGAUCUGGCAUCGUUGUCACGUGGCUCAAAGUGCUCUGCGCAUGCUUCGAGUAUUCUUGAUAGUGAAGAGAUCACGGACAAGCUGGCAAGUGCUACCAUCGAAGACAAGACGUUAGCGGAGCGUCUAGACGUAUAUCACGUCGACCAAUCACUGGUCAGCAAGAAACCCCACGUGACCACUUUCCCGCCAGACUUCCAACCAGUGCCGUGCAAACCGCUGUUUUUCGACCUUGCCCUGAACCACGUGGAGUUCCCCUCCCUCGCCGAACGCGUGGAGACCAAGAAAGCUGCUGGGAUCACUGGUUAUUUCAAGGGGUGGCUUUGGGGAGGUGGAAAUUAGGUUGAAUCAAUAUAAUACAACGGUUAAAGUUUUAAGGGUAAGUUCAAACGUCGUAUUAUCCAUGAGCCGUAUUCAAUGCAGAUGCAUGCAAAUGAAUCAAGUCUAUUGUUUCAUUUUGAUUUGCAUGUAUUUGCAUUGAAUACGGCUCAUGGAUAAUACGACGUUAGAACUUAGCCUAAGGAAUCCUCGUCUUAUUAGCGUGUGUUAUUGCUGACAGCCCGUGGAUCAUUAGCUGGAAGUGCUUGGCACGCCUACACUGACAACUAUUUCAGAGAGUUCCUUAGAACUUUGAGCAAGCAAAGGCCAAAAAUCGUGUACUGUACCAACGUCAUUUUUGUGGUGAUCAGUAUAGACUAAGGAGUCGUCUACACUAACACGGAUUCAAAAAUAUACGGAUUCGCCGUAAACGCGUUACUUAAUUCGCGUCCAUACUAUCGUUUUCGCUCGGAUCCAGCCGUCCACACUAACACGGAGUUAACCAUGCGACGCGCGCUACCGUGGCCACCAAUACAAAGUUAACCAUGCGACGCUACCGUGACCACCAAUACAAAGUUUACCAUGCGACGCCCGCUACCGUGACCACCAAUACAACGUUCAUCGUGCGACGCGCGCUACCGUGACCACCAAUACAACGUUCAUCGUGCGACGCGCGCUACCGUGACCAGCAAUACAAACAUGCAAGAAUCUGACUUUUUAUUGACCCGAACUUCGUAACUAGGCUGAGUUCAUCCUGCUUUUGUCUACACUAAAGCAUUUCUUUGCCUAGCUAGUUCGGUAGUGAAGUCCCUGUCAAUCAGAUAGUAACAUUCUCCCAUCCUAAUUGGUUCUUAUUGGAUUACUUUACAAAUCUGUCAAGGUGGCCAGGAGCUUUGCAUACCGACUGACAUUGAAUUGUGAAAUUAUCAAUCAACUAAUUGAGGCCAAGAGACUUGUAAUCAUAUCUUAUGAAAUCAUUAAAAUAUUCCUUGAAAUGGAAAAGCUCAUUAACAC